Messenger RNA from Plodia interpunctella (Indianmeal moth), 3915 nucleotides. RefSeq names its product Fas-associated factor 2 (gene Faf2). NCBI's taxonomy places the organism in Eukaryota, Metazoa, Arthropoda, Insecta, Lepidoptera, Pyralidae. The transcript is spliced from 7 exons. Gene Ontology annotation, molecular function: ubiquitin binding. Bases 203 to 1513 code for a protein of 436 amino acids. Gene Ontology annotation, cellular component: endoplasmic reticulum. The record is from RefSeq and is a predicted model, not a curated record.
AAAAAGGUCUCUGGUCAGAAUGGAUGACAUGUCAUUCGGAUCGUAAAUUGAUGCAAAAUAUUUGUAGUUUUGCGUUGGUUGACUGUGUUUUUGUUAAAUAUGUUCAAAUAAGUAUAUUAAUGUAGGCUUACUUGAUUUACACAAUUUUACCUACCAUUUAUUAUUAAUUUUAUAACAAAACUGUUAUUGUAUAUUUGGAGUCAUGGAUCUCGAAGAUAAUGCAAUGGGUUUAACCCACGAACAAACAGACAAAAUACUACAGUUCCAGGAUUUAACGGGUAUAGAAGACAUGUCUAUAUGCAGAGACGUGUUACAGAGACAUCAAUGGGAUUUGGAGGUGGCUAUACAAGAACAGUUAAAUAUCAGGGAAGGUCGACCGUCUGUAUUCGCGACUGAGGCUCGGGCGCCCCCUGUAGUUCAUGACCACAUAGCACAGCAAGUGUUUACAGACGAUGCCCCAGAAGGGCCAGGGGGCGUGAGAGGAUUGUUUCGAUAUGUCGUCAAUUUAGUAGUAUCUAUGUGCUACAGUACUAUAACAUCGAUUUUAAAUUUACUCCUGAGUUUUGUACGACAUGAUGAUAGAAGAUUGGUGACUGACCCUCUGGGCGAUGUGAUGGGAUUCAUCAACACAUACACAGCACGCUACAAUCCUCACCCUGUGUUCUACCAGGGCACAUAUGCUCAGGCCCUUAAUGAUGCCAAGAAUGAGCUGCGAUUCCUCAUUGUGUACUUACAUUCUGAUGCAGCAGCAGAGACACAGAACUUCUGCAGGACUACACUAGCUGACCCAGAAGUUAUACAGUAUAUAAACACCCACGCGCUUUUCUGGGGGUGUUCUAUAGACACCGCGGAGGGGUGGAGGGUAGCCCAGUCGGUUGGGGGAAGACGGUAUCCCCUGCUGUGCGUGGUCUGUGUACGAGAGCACCGCAUGACCGUGGUGGCACGCAGUGAGGGCUCCUGUUCUGCCUUGCAGCUGCUCCAGAGGCUGCGGAGAGUUGUCUCAGAUAAUGAGGCUCAUUUGGCUGCAGCUAGGGCAGCGAGAGUGGAGCGGGAAGUGACGGCCAGGCUUCGCGCGGCGCAGGACGAGGCGUACGCGGAGUCCCUGGCCGCGGACCAGGAGAAGGAGCGCCGCCGCGCCGCCGACCGCGCCGCCAAGGAGGAGCGGGAGAACGAGGACCUGCGGCGGCGACAGCAGAUCGAGCGGCAAAAACAGGAGCUGGUGGAAGCGCGCGUGGCGAUGGCGUCCAAGCUGCCUCCGGAGCCGGCGCCGGGCGCGGGCACGGUGGCGCUGCUCAUCCGGCUGCCGGGCGGCGAGCGCCUCACUCGGCGGUUCACGCUGCUGCACACCACGCAGGAUUUAUACGACUUCGUGUUCAGUCACCCGCAGUCUCCCGAAGAAUUCGAGAUCACCACGAAUUUCCCGAAGCGAGUAGUGACUCGCGGGCCCAUCAACCUGAGUGAAGUGGGGCUCAAGGACCGCGACGUACUAUUUGUCAAUGACAUGAACGCAUAAACUUGCUUUCAAUAAUCUGUUGUUUUUAUUCAACAUAACGAGCAAACAAGUGACAUAUUAAAUUGAAUCAUUUAUGCACGAAAAUAGUCUUUUUAGGUACAUAAAAGAUAUAAAUUAUGGCAUCUUGUUUCUCCGCUUCAACUCGCUCUUUUGACUUCAAGCUGAUCUAUUUCUAACACAAAUUAAUGAGUUGAAGAUAUCAACGAUGAAACAAAGAUCGGAUCAGCUAACAAUGGGGCUGUAUUUUUUAUAAUAUGUUCAGUUCAUGAAACAUAAAGUAUAUUUAGAGAAGGGAAAGGUUGUAGAAAUAGAUGGAAUAAUGUUAAAGUGCUCAUUACAAAUGUUUAUGUGUAAAUUUUUAGUCAAGUUUGAUUGAAACGCUCCCAUUAUUUCAUGCCACUGCCGACUUCGCAUUUAUGAGUACCAGGGUAGAGUAUUCAGGUAAUAAUUAAACAAUUCACAUGUAGUAGUACUGUCUAUAAGUAUGAAAGUUCAGUAGUAAGCAAUAUGGCAAGUAUGACAUGGCCAAACUUGCUGAUUCAUUGGAAUAAUGUAAAAAUUAACUUAGUUUAGAUAAUGCCGUUUACCUUGUCGUGGUAAACCAAACACGAUGUGAUUUUCAGCUAUUUUCAUUACCACGCACGAAAAUUUUAAGUAUUUUAUUUUGGAGAACUCUACAUUCAAAUAUAUGAUGGUACAAAAUCUGAAUUGCUAUACACCAGUUUUUCAAUAUUCAAAACACUAAUUUCUCAUAUAAUUUGAAUGGUGUCAAUAUAGGUAUAUAGGUGUCAAUUUUGUUGCAUUAAUUUUGGAGUACAUUUUCGAAAUAACGUUUGUAAAACUAUGUGAGAGACGGAUGUUGAGCAAAUUAACCUAUAUGAAUAUCUGUAUAAAUAAUUAAAUUCAUAUGUUGAUCAUAUGAUAUCCUUAUGAUACUGAGAAAUAUCCCAUUUUGUUAUGUUAAGAGCUAUGGUAAUGGCUUUUCUUUCUCUCAUUUUCUUAUUGUGUAAAAAAGGUAGUUACAUAAAAAACCAAUUAUAUUUUAGAGUGAACCGCACCUUAAGUUAUCCUGCAUAAAACUAUGCACCGGCCAAUUUUGGAAAAGGGUGCUACUUUCGUACUUAAAGCUACCUAAAUAAAUAUAAAGGAGUUAUGGAAUUAGUAUGUCAUUCUUCAGUUAUUUUUUAAAUUUUUCUUCCGACCACAAAUGAUUGCUCCUUUCUUUGCAUAAUUUGUUUAUACGAAAUUCCUGCUCAUGACUUUAUUAUGCAUUUAUUUUAUUGCCUAAUAAUAUGUAUUUUCUCGUUCACAUAUAUUUGCAAAUAACUCGCAAUCAAUAUUAUAUUGUAAAUUUUUCUUGUAUAGAUAUGUAUAUGUAAUUAUGCAUAAUCCAAAUUUGCCUAUCUAAAUCAUAUGUGUAAAACUCGGUGUACAUUGUGAACUUUGUAUAUAGUGCUAAUUGUACUAGUGAUAGUGGUAUAAAAUUUUGUCAUUUCCCUAACAUAAUCUAAAGUGUUACGUUUUUAAAUGCCCAGAAUUAUAUUUUUUGUAUAAGGAGUGGCGUGUCGCCUAUCAUUUUAAAAUUAUCUUAUUUUAACAGCUCUGAAAUUGCGUUUUAUUUUGAAGAUAAACCUAUGAAAAGGGCCGUGAUGUAUAUUAGUAAUUAAUUUCGUAAUAAGAUAUUAUUUGCGCAAACAAAGACAAAAUUCUAUGCUUUCCCUAUAUAUCGUAAGUUGUGAUCAAUAUUUGUAAGUUAGCAAAACCCAAAUUCAUAAAAAACUUAAAACUCACUUUAAGCUAAUAUAUGUUUUGUCUCUUUCUGUUAAUGUCAAAUAUUAUGAAGUGCGAUAGUGACAAAACAUGUUGUUUUAUUUUUUUUAUGAAUAACUGGGAAAGUAAUGUUAUUUGUUUAGUUCACUGUAGGUGCAGAUGGUUUGAAAAUAAUGUGCGUUUUCUUAUUAUUAAUUUUAUGCAUUUUAAAUUAGUUUUUGCUUGAGUCUGUUGAAGCUUUUUUUCGUUGUGAUUAUUUAAAUUACUCUUGACGAGUAUAGAGCAAAUGUAUCGAAAAAAUACGAUUGAUUGUAUAAAAAAGUAUUACAAAAUUAUUAUUAUAAUCUACAUCUCAAAACCAAAGAUGCAAAUUAUAAUUUUCUGUGUUAGCUUCCACACCCACUUUCCCUUGCAAUCUAUUCGAAAUUCCUAAUACGUAAAUAGAAUUUUAUUUCGCUGCCAAUCUAGACUAAGCAAUAAUAAUUCACGCCGACCAUCGCUACUUACAAUCCGGUCGUAUUUUUUUAAAUAGUCUGUAGUGAAAUGGGUAUUUUGUUUGAGUAUUUGAUUCGCAGACGAACUGUACAUUAUAUUUUUUUGUUUUGUUGUAAAAUAAUAAUGUUCCUUCCUUA